AUGCUCAGCACCACCAAGAGCAACAGCGUGGAGGAGGACGCUGCGGCGGCAGUGGUUGAGGUUGCAGAGGAGACGAGCUCUUCUUCCACGGAGGACGACGACGCGGAGGCGUAUGUUGGUGCGGUGGCGCAGGACGCGGAGGCCGUAGCCGAUGUGGAGGAUUCUGACGGCGUCGGCGACGACGACGACGACGGUCCGACGGUGAUGAGUUGGACGGAAUACGUGGUGGCCUACAAGAGGCUAUCCGAGUCCGAGAUCAACUACAUCCUGUCUCGGCCACGGAAGCCCUUCGAGUCCACGGCUGUGUACAAGGACAUGGUCGCCGACAGCUCCACCACCAAGGAGGAGCUCGAGCGCGAGGCCGCGGAUCACGAGUACGCCCAGGACGCCUUAUCCGAGGUGCAGGGAAGGGUGCGCAGGGAGUACGCGGACAAGGGGUUCGUCGCGGUGGACGACGACAUGAUCGCCGAGAGGCUCGAACUGGAGCAGCAUUUCAAGGAAACGUGGUCGGCGAUGUUCGCUGAGCUCGGCCUGGAUGAUACUAUGUUCGCCGGAGAGCGAGUUGAGACACCAAGAUGA
Messenger RNA from Miscanthus lutarioriparius, 579 nucleotides. The record is from the annotation of a GenBank genome assembly. NCBI's taxonomy places the organism in Eukaryota, Viridiplantae, Streptophyta, Magnoliopsida, Poales, Poaceae.